AUGGGUUCGUUUCUCCAUUUGACGACAAUUUUGUUUGUCUUAGCUUCUCUCUGCUAUGCUGCUCCAGAAAAGUCUAGAGUUUUGGUGUUGAUUGACGACCCAAAGAUUGAACAAACACAUUCCAUCUACUUGAAGGCUUUGAAAGAUCGUGGAUAUACACUCAACAUCAAGAAAGCUGACGAUGCAUCUUUGGUGCUUAUCAAGUUCGGAGAGUUUGUGUAUGAUCAUGUUAUUGUAUUGGCUCCUAAAGUUGAAGGUAAGUUGUUUUAGUUUUUUAGAUUUUUGUUUUUAGAUGGAACUUCUUACUGUUCGCUUUCUGAAGCUAACUUUAUAUUUAACUUUUAAUAUCUUCAGAAUUCGGAGGAUCCUUGAGCCCAUCUGAAUUGGCCAAGUUUGUCGAUGGUGGUGGUAACGUACUGGUAGCUGGAGACUCUAAAAUUGGCAGCGCUUUGAAGGACUUUGCUCUUGAAGUUGGAUUUGAGUAUGGAACUGAAGGAACAGCCGUCAUUGAUCACUUCAAUUACGAUGCCCGCAUGGAUGACGGUACUCACACUACCUUGGUGGUACCAAAGACCCAAUUGACUGAUGCUGAACUCAUUUCUGGAAAGAAGUUGAACCCAUUAUUGUACAAAGGAAUUGCUUUGACCUACAACAAGGAGAAUGCUUUGAGAUUGCCUGUUUUGACUGGUACUCUUACCUCUUACAAUUUCAAUCCUAAGCAAAAUAUCAACGAAUUCCCUGAAGCUAUUGGUCAAAAUGCUGUUUUAGUUGGAGCUAUUCAAGCUAGAAACAAUGCUAGAGUUAUCUUGACUGGAUCUUUGGCUUUGUUCAGCGAUGCUUUCAUCAACGCUCAGAUUCAGAAGAAUGGAGCUAGCCAAAAGUGAGUUUUUUAAUUAAAAUAACACUGAACUUAAGGAUUCAAUUGUCAAAAUUUAUAUUAUUUAUCUAUAUUAUUAUGCUUGUGAUAUUUGACUUGUAACGUUUUAAUUUAUUACCUAUUUUAGGGCCGAAAAGAGUGGAAACGGUGAAUUUGUUGAAGCCAUUACUAAAUGGGUAUUGAAGGAGAAGGGAGUGCUCAGAGUCAAGUCUGUCAAACACUCGAAGGUUGGAGAAUCAUCUCCACCAAGAGAAUACACCAUCACUGACGAUGUGGUACGUUUUACCUCAUUUAUCUUUUAUUAUUUUUACUUUUUAUAAUUAUUUUAAUUUUUUUAGAAAUACGAAAUCGAGAUUGAAGAGCUAAAGGAAGGAAAAUGGGUACCAUUCCAAGCUAAAGAUGUUCAGUUGGCUUUCAUUAGAAUUGAUCCAUUUGUUAUUACCACCUUGAACAACAAAAGUAUGUACAGCAUCUUUACUGUUGUAUUUUGGACUUUUUUUAAUGCAUAUAGCUUGUUUAUGGUCUUAACUACUUAGGUAGAAACGUAGAGGUUUUAAAAGUGUUAUUAUGAUAUAUGAAUUUUGUUUCUAAUGAUUUGAAUUUUCAGAUGGCAAGUUCAGCACUGAAUUUAAGAUCCCAGAUGUUUAUGGAGUAUUCAAAUUUGCCGUCGAUUAUCGUAGAGUCGGGUACACACACUUGUUUGACGUUCAACAGGUAAUUUUCACGUUAAUUUUGAGUUUUGGCAUAUUUUUUUAGCAAAUUUUAACAUUUAACCGUUACCAUAGAAGGUUUAAGUUUUUUCUUAUUAAAAUUAGACGUUUAACAUGAUUGUAUAAAGGUUGAGAUAACUAUUUUACAUUUUUAGGUACUCGUACGACCAUUUGAACACACUCAAUACGAGCGUUUCUUGCCAGUAGCCUACCCUUACUACGUGUCAUCCUUCUCCAUGAUGUUGGGCGUUGUUCUCUUCUCGUUUGUGUUCUUGUACCACAAGGAGAAGCCAGUUGAGGCUCCUGUAGACACCAAGAAGGCCAAGUAG
Bursaphelenchus okinawaensis is the source of this 1916-nucleotide messenger RNA. The record is from the annotation of a GenBank genome assembly. Lineage: Eukaryota; Metazoa; Nematoda; Chromadorea; Rhabditida; Aphelenchoididae.